AUGCAGCAGUCGUUCCGCGUGAUGGAACACCAGCUGGUCGUGUCUUCCUCGGAAGACAUCAAGCCUCCGCCGGCUGCACAUCUAGGAAAGCCUACCGUCGUCGUAGACGUCAUACCGCCCACGUACACCAGCCCGCCAGUCGCCAAAACCGAAUCUAUCAAAGAGACUCCGGCUAUGUCGACGGGCAGCACGGCGACGAGCAGCGGGAACGACGGGAGCAUCCGGCGCUACCGCACCGCCUUCACACGCGAGCAGCUGGCGCGACUCGAGAAGGAGUUCUACAAGGAGAACUACGUGUCCAGGCCGCGCCGCUGCGAGCUCGCCUCACAGCUCAACCUACCGGAGUCCACUAUCAAGGUGUGGUUCCAGAACCGGCGCAUGAAGGACAAGCGGCAGCGCAUGGCGAUGGCGUGGCCGUACGCGGUGUACACGGACCCCACGCUGGCGGCGAGCCUGCUGCAGGCGGCGAUGUACGUGCCGUGCCCGCCGUACUACCCCCAGGCGCGCUAUGCUUACCCGUACCCCAGCCCGAGUCCCAGCCCCGCGCAGCCACAGCGCCAGGACGACUGCGACGGCUCGCCCAGCUGCAGAUGCGGCAUCGUGAACUGCGUGGCGGCGAGUUCGCUGCCCACGGCGUCGCCGUCGCCCUCGCCGCUUCUGUCGCCGCCGCUGUUCGCGACUGGCGUGGCUGUGGCUGGCGCGGCUGCUGGCGCCGGCUCCACGCAGCUGGCGCGCCAGCCUCCCAAACUGUUCCAGCCCUACAAGAGUGACGUCACGCCGCACGCCGACCGCGACCGCGACCGCACGUAAGGCGCGGGAACCGGCGCGGCGUCUCGCGGCGCGUGUGUGAUAAGGACACUCAGGGCAGCGUCUCUGGCAAAUUCCUAGGCAUAGCUCGGACCUGCUGCUGGAAAAUACUGCCCGCUUGGCUGGUUGAGAGUAUGGUAUUUGUUGUGGACUGCAAAGACUUUACCGAAGAGUAUUCUACCAAAGCAGUGAUUCGAUUCCUAACGGACAGUAAUUAUCUGUUGGACUGACGUCACUGUAGAAGGGUGGUAGCUGAUCGGAACUCAGUUACAACCGUAAAUGAAAAACGUUCUAUCUGCUUAUUGAGGUUUCCUUCGAGAUUAUAUUUCCAUCGUGGAACCAGUGAGUCAUUUACCCAUUUCCUUUAUUUCUACAGUAUGUACGCUUGCAACAAGGCUCAACAGUCUAACCACGAAGUUUUCCUCUGGAAAACUGGAGGAUCACAUCCCUGAAGAUGUUGUGCAUCCAUUUUUUUGAAAUUCUCAAUGUAGGAGUUAUAGGUCCAACUGCUCAAAGACGCAACUCGUACGUUAAGUAUAGCAAAAGCGCCCCGCUUACCGAAUUUCGCGUUACUGCACUGAAAUGAGUUCUACCGCUGGUCCAACUCGUACGACAGACGUCAGUCAACGGUUAGAUACAUUCCAGCGUUUCAGUUUUUCUCGAACAUCUGACAUAGGAGUGGCAAUAGUUGGUAUUCUAUGCGCAGCAGCUUCACUAUAGUAAGUAUUUAAAUCUUCCACAAUUCGGUGGUCUCGGGAAGCGGUAGACGUCUGCUGAAGCGUGAGGAACUAUUGGCAAACUGAUUCUUCAACAGCGCUUUUUGGGCCAUUUUUGAUGCUUAGCAGUUGCCAAUAACGAACACUAAAUUGUUUCCUAGGACAGCAAAAUGUUUGUCCCAUUUUGCUCCGGUUUGUUAGAAAGUUGUUCGCGUGUUCAUGAUACAACACUGCUACUGAAAGACGCUUAUUGGAAAGAAAUCUAUGAAAAACAGUUGGCUUGUUGCUCUACUGUCGCUGCGAUCCAAUGUGUUAAACUGCCUCGUCUAAACAUAAACCGUGCACAAAAAAUACGUAGUGUUUUAUCUCCAGCUCGAUGUCCUUCUUAUCAUUAGGGAAUCUUUGCUUCGCUAGUCUCACAGGUUAUAGUAUAGUGUGCCUUCAUGUGGAUUCUUUUUGUUCAAGUUUACCUUACAAAGGACUUCUUCGUAUAAUAGUUCCGUUGAAAUAUAUGUAAGAAUUUGUAACAUAUGUUUAUAGGCUUAUAUUUUAUAUGGUAAGCAAGGGGUGAUGAGGAUACAAUCACGCCUAUACAGAAAAGGAAAUUGAUACAGUUCGCGAAAGCAGAAGCAUAUAAAAGAGCGAGAGUGUGAAUGUUGUAAACACGACCUUCUACAGUGACAUCAAGCUAAAAAUAGCAAUUUCGACACUUUCCUAUGUAUAACUGCCUCUCCAACCUCGUCCACAGCCCAUCUACACUCGAAUGCGAAUAUCGUCUCUGUCGCUAAAGGUAAGGAAAACCGUUAAUGAGAACUACACAGCGGACCUUAUCUGCUUUGUUUCAACGUGUUCUCUUUAUGGAUGCCUGUCUGUUUUUAUAUAUCCAGUUUGAAUAAGUUCGCUUCACAGGAAUUAGUGUCUCCUGUAAAACUUCAGUGCCACCGAAACGUGACAAUAUGGUACUUGUACUGAACAACAGUACUUCUAUGUGUUUUUUACUUCUCUGCUUAAUUUUAGUAUUAUAAAUACUUACUAUGACUGAAGCACACCGAGUUGUCCAUAUGAGCUCUAUCAGAGUACGUCAUUCGAGUUUUCCUGUUUAUUGAUUGAGCUGUAUAUAGAAAGAAGAUAAUACGUAAAUGACUCUAUAUUAUGUACAUCAUAGUGAUAAUCAUCGUGUAAGUUGUGUAAUAUAUGGCGUUGUCAUAUUUCAGUAAUGUGCCAAAGAUAUUAAAUUAUGAUUUAAGAGUCCUGUGGUCUUUUUUUACAAAUGCUUUUACCAUAAGAAGUUCUAGCAUUAAAUCUUUUGUAUCUGUUUUAUUGUAUUAUUGAAUUUUGCAUUUAUGCUAUUGAAAAUGGUGAUGAGGAGGAGAACGGACAUUAGAUAUGUGUGUUAAAGAAUAUAUUGCACUGUAUUUGUUAUUAAAUGAACCUUCUGAUAUAUGUUACUAUAUUUUACAUUUAUAUCAUUUACAUACUGUAAAUAAUGUUACUGUGUAGUUGUAAUAUUAAUUGCAAUAAUUGCAGGUCAAAAUACAUUUAAAUGGAUUUAGAUUAUUCUUUUCUCUGGUGGCAUUUACCUGUCCUAGAAUAGAUUCUUGGAAACUGAGGCAGUGACAGUAAAAUAAAUUGACAACUGUUCACAUUUGGAAGACACAAAACAAGUGAACUGUUGACUAUUAAAAAUUUGGAAGUUAAUAUUUCUGUGUUCCAUAAAGCUUUGAAAUUUGAUAAGAAAAUUCAUUUUCCUUGAGCAUGUGAUUGUGGGAAUGUAUUUAUGAUGAAUUUCAUGGGACAAGUAUUGUUUAAUGUUGUUUGGAUUUGAAUGUAAUUAUCGAAUAUUGAGUUCAGUUGAUGUAGCCAUAAAUCGAAUGGGAGUGAAUA
Schistocerca gregaria is the source of this 3407-nucleotide messenger RNA. RefSeq names its product segmentation protein even-skipped-like. Gene Ontology annotation, biological process: regulation of transcription by RNA polymerase II. The record is from RefSeq and is a predicted model, not a curated record. The transcript has 4 exons. The coding region runs from base 1 to 810 and encodes 269 amino acids. Lineage: Eukaryota; Metazoa; Arthropoda; Insecta; Orthoptera; Acrididae. Gene Ontology annotation, molecular function: DNA-binding transcription factor activity, RNA polymerase II-specific; RNA polymerase II cis-regulatory region sequence-specific DNA binding. Gene Ontology annotation, cellular component: nucleus.